GGAGGACACACAAUGCGUCGCCGUAUCGAAGACAUUUGUUGUUAAAUAACGGUGGAAGUGAAACUGCGAUCUCUCUCUCUCUUUCACUCUUUCUCCGAGAACAAAAAAAAAAAACGUGAUUCGCUCUUCUCUUCGAAUAAACCACAAAACCAACAAACGAGAAGAGGAGUGAGAGAAGAUGGGGUUGUCGUUCACGAAGCUGUUCAGCAGGUUGUUUGCGAAGAAGGAAAUGAGGAUUCUGAUGGUAGGUCUCGAUGCUGCUGGUAAGACAACCAUCUUGUACAAGCUCAAGCUUGGAGAAAUCGUCACCACCAUCCCCACCAUCGGAUUUAAUGUUGAGACUGUGGAGUACAAGAACAUCAGCUUCACUGUGUGGGAUGUUGGUGGUCAGGACAAGAUCCGUCCUCUGUGGAGGCAUUAUUUCCAGAACACUCAGGGUCUCAUUUUUGUGGUUGAUAGCAAUGAUAGGGAUCGAGUGGUUGAGGCAAGGGAUGAGUUGCACAGGAUGUUGAAUGAGGAUGAACUUAGAGAUGCUGUUUUGCUUGUUUUUGCCAACAAGCAAGAUCUUCCUAAUGCAAUGAAUGCUGCAGAAAUAACUGACAAGCUUGGACUUCAUUCACUCCGUCAACGCCACUGGUAUAUCCAAAGCACUUGUGCAACUUCUGGAGAGGGUCUCUAUGAGGGUUUGGACUGGCUUUCUAACAACAUUGCCAGCAAGGCAUGAGACAUUUGAAAAAUUUUGGUCUUGUCUGGUGAUUUCCUGCUGAGUAUGGCGGUUCUUGGAGAAAGAUGCUUAUCCUUUCUUGUCAAUGUUGUAAUAGCAGAAUGCUUGCUAGAAGUAUUCUCUUCUUUUGUGUAACUUGGGUUUGUAUGAUUGCUUAAAUUAGCUAAUACUUUUAGCUAUAAUUGGAACUCUUGGACCCUCUUGUGCGUGCCUUGUUUGUGUUCAUUUUGUUAGUUUGAUUUUUGGUUGAAUAUUUCCGUGCGUUUUGUUCUUGGAGUGCUGGUUGGUGAUGAUAGUUGAAUGAGGAUUAGAAAAUUGCGCCAGUUUUUGCUCUUGGGCCAAGAGUCACCUGUUCAAAUAUUGUCUUUGCGAAAUUCCAGUUCAGAUAGACUUGGUACCUGUUUGUUUUAAA
Molecule: messenger RNA, 1136 nt
Organism: Glycine soja
Lineage: Eukaryota; Viridiplantae; Streptophyta; Magnoliopsida; Fabales; Fabaceae
Product: ADP-ribosylation factor
Exons: 7
Coding region: 179-724 (181 amino acids)
Biological process (GO): vesicle-mediated transport; intracellular protein transport
Cellular component (GO): cytoplasm
Molecular function (GO): GTP binding; GTPase activity
Source: RefSeq, a predicted model, not a curated record